Molecule: messenger RNA, 2767 nt
Organism: Achroia grisella
Lineage: Eukaryota; Metazoa; Arthropoda; Insecta; Lepidoptera; Pyralidae
Exons: 9
Coding region: 206-1675 (489 amino acids)
Source: RefSeq, a predicted model, not a curated record
CAUUAUUCGUGUCCGCGUACGGAACGAUUCGGUAGCGUGUUUACGUUCGCUGCCAUUGAACCUUUUAAUCCAAUUAAAAAUGGCCAGUAAUCCGGUAAAAUGCUGAUAAUGGGAUUAUCUAGUGAUUAAUAAUUAGAAUGUGGUCAGUUUUCCACGUAUAAAGUUACCAGUGGAAAAUGUCGGUGGAGGAUGUGACUUUGGAAAAAUGGUGAAAGGUUGGAGCGCGCGAUGUUUGCACGUUGGUUUAUUGUGGUCAAUCUUCUGGGUUUGCGGUAUAAACAGCCUUAUAGAAAUCGUAGAGGAGCAACAAUGUCACGACUACAGAUUCCGUUUGACGUGUCGCGAUCUAGAAACGCACAUUGCGAUCCUGGAGGCGUGGUAUACGUCUCUAGACGACUACUACGAGACAAACACCACUCAGGCCAGUUUAAAAUUAAAAACUGAGAAUGAUUCCGAGUUGAAUCGUGUCUAUAUUUAUUCUAGUCCGAAACACAAUGGCGUUUACGAGCCGACAAACCAUUCCAUAUUUGAAAAUGUUACGAAUAGUUCAUUCGAAUUUAACGAAUCGAAUUCAGUGAACGAUUCAUUAUCGAACGAUUCAGAUGUGACAGCUGAUUUUGUGAAUAAUAGUGAGUGUGGUGCAGUGACGUUUGCUAGAAGCUACGGGAGUUGGCGAGAGGGUGAUAAGAGACGGGUUGUUGUGGAGAGGAACUCAUCAAGAAAUUUGAGGGCGCCAUUCAGUUACCGAUGUGCGGGGGUGAAUCAUUGCAGUUUUGUGUUGGCUCAAGACUAUGCUCCAGCUGUAAGCUGGCCGCCUGGUGUUGUUUACAUAAAAUACGCAUGUUUUGAUGACACACUGUCAAUACAUUACUGCAAUAGAGAAGUGCAAGUAGCAGUUUCGGGGGGGAACAGUGAAGGUUACAUGCGCACUCCUGGGUAUCCGCACUUCUAUGUGGGGGAUGAGUGCCACUGGCGGAUACGGGUUCACCCCGAGCAGCGUAUCCGAGUCACGUUACUGGAUGUCAGUUUACGAACAAUCGGACCAUUUGACGAAAGUUGUACGGAUUAUAUCUCAGUCGAAGACUCGAAUGGUAAAUCCAUGCUGUCGUCUUGUGAGCAGGUAGAAUUACCACUCAAGUUGUACUCAACCACAGAUACUGUGGAUGUGACAGUUCAGGUCAAGUCUGAGGGCGCUUACCCCAAGAGAGGCGUUCUUCUGCAUUAUAAGAGUGUAGGUUGUGUCACGCUGCCAGAGCCCUCUGAAGGAUAUUUAGUGUACCGCAACGAUGAUGUAGCUCACUACAUGUGCAAUGUGAACUAUGUUUUCGCCGACACCCGAGAGAGGGCGCGAUUACUAUGGUGCUACGAUGAUAACAGAUGGAAUGACACAGUGCCUUUGUGUGUUGUAGAGGCGGCUCUAAAGGCCGUCGGGAACGAUUCAGAUUCAAGAGGUGAUAAGAAAGACACAAAACUGCCGCCACACGACGAACCCAACAUGAUGGUUGACAUUGUCAUACCAUCACUCCUAAUAGCUGCGCUGUUCAUCGGCAACGCAUUCAUCGUCCUCAUCAUAUACAAAUACAGAAAACGAAAAAACGACGAUCUUGAUGACGAGUUCAACACCAUUCCACUGAGCGUCAACGGCAAUGUCCACAGUGCAGGGAACGCAGUUUAGUCAUUAAAUAAUAAGUUCAGGGAGAUUACAUACUAAAGUCAGUUUUUAAUUAAAUUUGUUAUAAUUUAUUAUCUUACUUUUUGAAAGCAUGUGUAAAAAAAAAAUAUUAGCUACAUACUAGUGCCUCCUGGCGCCUGCGUGGAAUAUAGCAAAUAUUUCUCACUGGUGAAAGAGUUUUUAAUAUCGGUCUAGUAUGUGCAUAUACCCAUUACAAAACUAACAUACAUAAGUCAAUUGUGUUCCUGUAUAUACAUAAAUAUAUGUAUAGACUACAAUCUUAUAUAUUCAACACGUAUAAUUAGUAAAUUACGGUAUAUUACCACGUUUUACUUUUUAUUGAGUUGCCCGAUAUUAUAUUUAUACAUAUAAAUAAUGACCGCGUCAAAUUUAAAACAGAAUAUAUAAAAUAUAUAUAUUCAAUGUUAAUUUAGUAUGCAAAGUUAUCAAACAUUAUAUUAAUUUUAUUACAAUUAUAUUUUAUAAUUGUUUUUUUUUAUAAUAUUAUAUUAACGUAACGAUUCUAUAGUACGUAAUCUCCAUGAUUGAGAUGCUGGGUAGGCGUCAGACCAAACGCACGACUAAUCGCAUUGUUGGUUUGGUGGCAGCCUUAGGCCUUGAGUUACCCUAUUUAUUUGUUAAUAGACUUCUAGACUCAAAACAUAGUCCAGUGACAUCAAUAGACCCAUUAGCGAUUAAGUAAGGACUGAUAUUGAUAUAAAUACUCGUUUAAUGUAGUUGUUACCUUUUUGUCGCACAUCUGUCACUGCUUUCCUUUGUCAUGAGUACGUCAAUUAGAUAUCGCACACGUAAUAACAAAUUGUAUUAACUAAAAAAUUAUAAUUAUUUGGAAAUCGACUUUAUACAUAAGUAUACGUAAGUUGAUUUUCCAAAAUUUGCACUUUUAUUUAAGGCAGUUUGUUAUUGAAUUGGUGAUAUGUAUGAAUUGUUAUCGCUUCUAGUUGAAACGGCGAACGGUAUCUAGGAUAUAGAUAUCCAUUUAUUUCAUUUCAUCACUGAAAUUGUUAAUGUUUUUGUAUGUAUUUGACGGAGUCUGUAUAAAUUCUGUAACGAAUAAAAAGCACUUUAACAUUA